Molecule: messenger RNA, 2322 nt
Organism: Eublepharis macularius
Lineage: Eukaryota; Metazoa; Chordata; Lepidosauria; Squamata; Eublepharidae
Gene: GNAI3
Product: G protein subunit alpha i3
Exons: 9
Coding region: 89-1153 (354 amino acids)
Biological process (GO): adenylate cyclase-modulating G protein-coupled receptor signaling pathway
Cellular component (GO): heterotrimeric G-protein complex
Molecular function (GO): GTP binding; G protein-coupled receptor binding; GTPase activity
Source: RefSeq, a predicted model, not a curated record
UCCGUUACCUCCCUUUCCACACCCCCUCCCGCUCGUUCUCCUGCGGCCGCUGAGGAGAGCGGGGCUGGUGCUCGCCUCUGUCGCCGCGAUGGGCUGCACGUUGAGCGCCGAGGACAAGGCGGCCGCCGAGCGGAGCCGCAUGAUAGACCGCAACCUGCGCGAGGACGGCGAAAAGGCGGCCAAGGAGGUGAAGCUGCUUCUGCUCGGGGCUGGAGAAUCUGGGAAAAGUACCAUUGUGAAACAGAUGAAAAUCAUUCAUGAGGACGGCUAUUCAGAAGAAGAAUGCAAGCAGUACAAAGUGGUUGUCUACAGCAAUACUAUCCAGUCUAUCAUUGCAAUAAUAAGAGCAAUGGGCCGAUUAAAAGUAGACUUUGGAGAAGUUGCCAGAGCUGAUGAUGCCCGUCAGCUGUUCGUGUUAGCUGGGAGUGCCGAGGAAGGAGUUAUGACUCCUGAGCUAGCAGGAGUGAUAAAGCGAUUAUGGAGAGAUCCUGGGGUUCAAGCAUGCUUCGGCCGAUCAAGAGAAUAUCAGCUUAAUGAUUCUGCAUCGUACUACCUUAAUGAUUUGGACAGAAUAUCCCAACAGAGCUAUAUUCCAACCCAGCAAGAUGUCCUGCGGACCAGAGUGAAAACAACAGGCAUUGUAGAAACCCAUUUCACCUUCAAAGACUUGUACUUCAAGAUGUUUGAUGUUGGUGGCCAGCGUUCAGAACGUAAGAAAUGGAUCCACUGUUUUGAAGGUGUUACAGCAAUUAUAUUCUGUGUAGCCCUCAGUGAUUAUGACCUUGUCCUUGCAGAGGAUGAAGAAAUGAAUCGCAUGCAUGAGAGUAUGAAACUCUUCGAUAGCAUUUGUAACAACAAAUGGUUCACAGAUACAUCCAUCAUCCUUUUUCUGAACAAGAAAGAUCUGUUUGAGGAAAAGAUACGGAGGAGUCCACUAACAAUUUGCUACCCUGAAUACACAGGUUCUAACACAUACGAAGAGGCAGCUGCAUACAUUCAGUGUCAGUUUGAAGAUCUGAACCGGAGAAAAGACACGAAGGAAAUUUAUACCCAUUUCACUUGUGCCACUGAUACCAAGAAUGUGCAGUUUGUUUUUGAUGCUGUUACAGAUGUUAUAAUUAAAAACAACUUGAAGGAAUGUGGGCUCUACUAAAAGGAGAGGAUGAUACUGAAAGAUUUCCAAGAUGCUAUGUUUUAAGAACUGGACUGUUUAUUUGCUGCCUCGUGGGACAGCUGCAAGCAUGAACAGGACCAGGGAAUGAAAACAGCAUGCAAAAUCCUUGCAUUCUUUAGCACAAUCUUCUGUACUAGGGACCUUUUUAUUGAUAUGGGAUACUGAAGUUAGACUUAAAAAAGGAACUACUGUUAAGUGUGAUUUUUUUGACCAUCCAGGCAUCACUCGGAUUGCAUAAUUUCAAAUGUGUACAGCUGUUAUGAAGUUCACAUCUCAGAACUUCAAUAUGUAGCUUUUCUUCUUUUAAUAACAAACCACUAGUCUGUUUUUAAGGUUUUUCCAUCAAAAGUAUAUCUUGACUAAAUUUUAUUUCAUUGCAAAUAACAUUUUGGGUUUUUUGUUUUUUAAAUCACUUAACUAUGCACAUGGUAUGACCUGAUCAUGCAGAAAGUAUUCCUCUUAGCAGGAACCUUUUGUUUUUAACAGUUAUAUUGUCAGAACUUGAUAUUACUGCAAUUACUUAAAAGAGCCUUAGGAUUCUUAUGGCUAAAGCUAUGGUUUCUUCUGAUGUAUAAUUUGUUACCAUUCUGCUUUUUGCACUGUAAAGCUUUUUUUGCUCAAAAAAGAGAUCUUCUGCAGCAGGGUAACAGGUUUUUCUGGCUUAUGGGAUGGGAAAGUGAGCCUGGUUUAUGCUGAUUACCAAACCACUGAGUGUGCCGCUGUUGUAGCAGGUAGAAGCCUAUUCCUUGUAUGAAAUGCCUGAAGUGGCUUCCGGUUAGAAAAGAAAAUUGUAAAAUUCAAAACUGGAAGAGGGAAUAUGUGCUGCUACAAAGCUUACUUAAUCAACCACAUAAUUGUUUGUGUGAGUGUUUGGUCUUAAACCAGUGGGGAGUUUUGUAGACAGUACAGUUUGUUUUGCAUUUACCAGGACUUUUCAGAGAUUUCUAAAAUAUAUCAACAGCAUGCCUUUACUCUUUAAAUGUGGUGCCAAGUUCCUGUUUGCCAUUGUUUUUACUGUAGUGAUGUUCUUAAAUAGUCAGUGCAUUUCUUUGCUGAAAUCAUUACAUUGAAACUCCCCCAAUUUAUCAUGUAUAGGUUUCAACAUGAUGUAGUUACUGGCAAUAUUAAAAUGAUGAGUCGAAAGCUUA